Guyanagaster necrorhizus is the source of this 1737-nucleotide messenger RNA. Its product is annotated as kinase-like protein. Gene Ontology annotation, molecular function: ATP binding; protein serine/threonine kinase activity. Gene Ontology annotation, biological process: negative regulation of glycogen biosynthetic process; intracellular signal transduction; protein phosphorylation. The record is from RefSeq and is a predicted model, not a curated record. Bases 1 to 1737 code for a protein of 578 amino acids. The transcript is spliced from 4 exons. NCBI's taxonomy places the organism in Eukaryota, Fungi, Basidiomycota, Agaricomycetes, Agaricales, Physalacriaceae. Gene Ontology annotation, cellular component: cytosol; nucleus; cytoplasm.
AUGCUCUCGGCCCCGCCCCAACUGGAUUUGGCCUUUGAUAGCGAAGAAUGGACUCCACAGCUCCCUGCACGGUUAUACAGAGCUGCCAGCGUCGGUAGCUGGGGCGUCACCUCAAUUGGUCGCGGAUUCGACUGGGACCAGAACGAAGAUGCGUCCGAGUCCAUUUUCUCGCAGAAAGGCUCCCCACAGCAAAAAAUCGACGCUUUGCCGCAGAAAGAGACGCCUCGACAGUCAGUAUACGAACCAUCCUUUCCAAAAGCCGACGAAGCUAGUCUGGGCAGAAAGACACCAGGCGGUAUUGUUCCAGACAGCGCAAAGGUUAUGCGUCUCGUAACCAAUGUGACCUCGACUCCCCCCGGUAUACUAACGUCCACCCUUUCUACGGAGCCAUCAGUAUACUCCCGCUCAUCGUCGCCACUGCUGUCGACCACCCCAGGUUCAUCCAAAGUUCCCACCCCGUCUCGUUCUCCCACAGCACCACAGCCCCGGCGCCGCUCAUCGCAGCAACGGGUUUCACUGAUUGCCGGGCGGGUGUCAAUUGCGCCUAUAGAACCCCCUUCGCCGCCGCCGAUCUUACCGAAAUCGCUUAACCGUGCAGACAGCACCAGCAGUCUGCUCAGUGUUGCCUCCAGCACACGAGCUCCUUCGCCUGCCAGGUCAUCGGAAGAGUCGUUUCUUGGCGAAAGGACUAUCUCCGAAUUUCACAUCGAAGGAGAAAUCGGACGUGGUGCUUACGGGUUGGUGAAGCGUGCACGGGAAAUUCUGGACGAUGGCUCUCUGGGGCCGCCUCUUGUCAUCAAACAAGUGAUCAAGUCGCGUAUACUGGCCGACUGUUGGAAGAAACAUCCUAAACACGGUACCAUUCCCAUCGAAAUCUACGUCAUGUCCGCCAUAUCCAAUACAUCCUAUGUACUGCCAUCGAAACGGCCAUGGGAUCCUCGCCGGUUCGAUUCGCUCACAUGUCUCCAUAAUCCGACCGAGUCAGGCUCUGAUGAGGAUGCCUGGGUAGAGGGAAAGACCGUCAAAGGUCAUCCCAACAUCUGUCCUCUUCUAGAUUUUUUCGAGGAUAGUCAUUAUUAUUAUCUCGUCCUUCCCUCAUCGACACCAGAACAUGGCGUUGACGAUCCACCGCCACCGUCCGAUCUUUUUGAUCUUGUCGAGAGUUACCCUCAAGGUCUUCCUCCGGCUUCUGUUCGCACUUAUCUAGGUCAGAUAGCCGACGCAUUGUGCUUCCUUCAUUCGCAUGGAAUAGUUCAUCGCGACGUAAAGGAUGAAAACGUUGUGCUGGGACCACAUGGCCGUUGCAUCCUGAUUGAUUUUGGUAGCUCCGGAUUGGUCAAAAAAAAUGGCUGGGAUUCUUUCAGUGGAACUCUUGACUACGCGGGUCCAGAAAUUCUUCGUGGCGAACGCUACCAGGGCAAGGAACAAGAUGUUUGGGCAUUUGGAGUUGUUGCAUAUGUUUUGCUCGUUGGAGAAUGUCCGUUUAUGACUGCGGCUGAGGCACAGGAAGGACUGGACUCCCCGUUUGCCAGCGCCUCUAUGGCGCUCGACGAGAGGUGUAGCGAGGAGAGGGAGACUGAUGGGGAAGAACAGGAUGGCGGCGGUGCGCUUGGAGAUGCUGCUGCACUUGUCAGGGCUUGUCUACGAUUGCAAGUUUCGGCUCGGCCGACAUUUGAGACAAUUCUCCAGUCACGAUUUCUGGCUGGCAACGGUGGAUGGACGUCUUGCGAUUCCUAA